Molecule: messenger RNA, 576 nt
Organism: Clonostachys byssicola
Lineage: Eukaryota; Fungi; Ascomycota; Sordariomycetes; Hypocreales; Bionectriaceae
Source: the annotation of a GenBank genome assembly
AUGAAUGAUAGUUUCAUGAUGCUUCCCGUCCUUGUCUUCUCAAUCCUGGCUUUGAGCAGUGUCUCGGCCUUCAAAACACAUGUCGAUCACAACUCUGAGAUGACAGAAACAAAGCGCGCCAAGAGCGGCUAUAACCCUGAGGAUUUCAAUAAGCUGGUCGACUCGGUGCUCGACGCGUGCGACAGCAACGGGUGCGACGUGCAAACCAAGAAGUGCAACGUGGCCCACUGCAUCGCGGUCGACGGGGACAACUACGACGACAACCACGGCAAUAUCCUCGAAAUCGUGGGCAAGUUCAUCAAGGGUUCGAUGGAGACCAAGGACACCCGGAUAAGCCACUGCGUCGGCCCCGUCUGCGACUUUGUUGACGCCGUCGAGUACAAGGUCCCCGGGUAUAUAUCGUUGAGGCGCAACUACGACAGCGGCGACCCCAAUACACUAUACAAGAUAUCGAUCAGCACAUCCGAGGCCAAGGAUGCCUGCGGUGCAGUGUUUGACGCAUUGUCGGCUGCUGGAGGACCGCUAAGCGCAGGAGACCUCUUUGGUGCGAUCAAGGUUGCCGUCUGUCAGGAAUAG